Molecule: messenger RNA, 663 nt
Organism: Dissoconium aciculare CBS 342.82
Lineage: Eukaryota; Fungi; Ascomycota; Dothideomycetes; Mycosphaerellales; Dissoconiaceae
Exons: 1
Coding region: 1-663 (220 amino acids)
Source: RefSeq, a predicted model, not a curated record
AUGUCUAGUCAGGUGGAAGAAGAGAAGCAAGCCUCCGCCAGUGGUGAGUUCGAAGCAGGUGCCGGCGGAAGCGCCCAAGCUUCGAGCAAAUCCAAACGGACCCCCAAAAAGCUCGGCGGCAAGAAACAACAGCAACAACAGCCGACACCCGACAAAACCGAGGGAGAAGAAGCAGCCGGCACGGGCGCAGAAGCUGACGCUGACGGCGAGGAAGAUGCUGAGCCCCAACAACAACGCCAACAAUCCCGCCGUCGCCAAAGUCGCGGCCGUGGCCGCCGAGGAGGUCAGGAUAGCGACAACGAAUCAGCCCGCAGUGAUGCGAGCGUAUCUGGAGGACGCCGUCAGCGCCAACGAGCCAAGAAGCAAGGAGGUGGCGGUGGCAAUGCUCUCGAAGACAUCACCGAAGGCGGCGAAGCAGUCGGUCAGGCUGGUGAGCUCGUACAGAAUACCGCAGGUCAAGCCGUUGGUCAAGCUGGUCAGGCUGCUGGUCAAGUCGGCGACACUGCUGGGAAAGCGCUCGGUGGUCUCACAGGAGGGAAGGGUGGCGGCGAGGAAGAGAGUAAGGGUGAACAGCUGCGCCUUCGAUUGGAGCUGAAUCUUGACAUCGAGAUUCAAUUGAAAGCCAAGAUUCACGGUGACCUAACCCUUGGUUUAUUGAACUAA